This is a messenger RNA of Schistocerca piceifrons (Central American locust), 1389 nucleotides long. RefSeq names its product UNC93-like protein MFSD11. Bases 1 to 1389 code for a protein of 462 amino acids. The transcript has 8 exons. The record is from RefSeq and is a predicted model, not a curated record. Lineage: Eukaryota; Metazoa; Arthropoda; Insecta; Orthoptera; Acrididae.
AUGGCCGCCUUCGACCGCAGGUUCGUCAACGUCGUGGUGCUCGGCCUGGGCUUCAUGUUCGCCUUCACUGCCUUCCAGACCAUCGGCAACAUCGAGAAGACGAUCCUGGACAGCAUCCACGGCGACGACCCUUCGUUCUCGGGGGACGGCUACAGCAGCCUGGCCAUCAUCUACGCCGUGCUGUCGCUGUCCAACUGGCUAACGCCGUCCAUCAUCAGCGUUACGGGGCCCAGGGUCGCCAUGGAUGUGGGCGCCCUCACCUACGGGCUGUUCAUCGCGUCGUUCUUGGCGGAGAGCACGUGGCUGCUGUACGCCGCCUCUGCACUGGUGGGCUUCGGCGCAGCCCUUCUCUGGACUGGCCAGGGCGCCUACCUGGCCCAGAACUCCGACCCGGACACCGUCUCCAGGAACUCGGCCGUCUUCUGGGCGCUGCUGCAGUGCAGCAUGUUCUUCGGCAACCUGUUCGUAUACGUGGCGUUCUCGGGCGCUGCGCGCAUCGCCCGGUCGACUCGCCGGUUGGUGUUCGGGGUGCUGGCGGGGGUGUGCGGCGUCGGCCUGGCGAUGCUGGCGGCGCUGCGGCCCGCCCCCGCCGCCCCCGCCUCUGAGGACGACGCCUCCGCCGGCAGCGGGCCCGACGGCCCCAUGGACGCCUUUCGCGGGGCGCUGCGACUCGCCGCCACGCCACAGAUGCGCCUCCUGGCCCUCACCUUCCUCUACUCCGGGCUGGAGCUGUCCUUCUACAGCGGCGUGUACGGCGCCAGCGUCGGCUUCACGGCCCGCCUGGGCCCGCAGGCCAAGCAGCUGGUCCCCCUGGCCGGCAUCUUCUGUGGCGCCGGGGAGGUGGCUGGGGGCGUGGCGCUGGGCGUGCUGGGUAAGCGAGCGACGCGUCACGGCCUGUUCCCGGGUGUGGUGGUGAGCUGCCUGCUCCACGUGUCCGCCUUCUGCCUCGCCUUCCUCAACCUGCCCGACGCGGCGCCCUUCAAGGACACCGAAGACCCGGCCUUCAUCAACAGCAACGCCUACGUGGCGAUGACGUGCGCGGCACUGCUGGGUCUGGGGGACAGCCUGCUGGUGACGCAGCUGUACGCUCUGCUGGGUGGCGUGUGGCCGCGCGAUGGCGCCUCUGCGUUCGCCAUUUUCAAGUUCGUCCAGUCGGUGGGCGCUGCGGCGAGCUUCGUGUACAGCCGGUGGCUGGGUCUGCACGCGCAGCUGGGGAUCCUGGUGGUGGGCUGCGCCGUCUCCACCGCUGCCUUCAGCCGCGCAGAGGCGUCCCUGCGGCGGCGGCACGGCGGCAGCUGCGCUGACGGCGACGACAAGCCUGCUGUCUGCAGCCUGCGAGGUAGCAGCAAGCAGCAGCAGGCCAUGGCCGUGCUGUGCGACGCCGAGUAG